Globicephala melas (long-finned pilot whale) is the source of this 813-nucleotide messenger RNA. RefSeq names its product ferredoxin 1 (gene FDX1). Gene Ontology annotation, molecular function: 2 iron, 2 sulfur cluster binding. NCBI's taxonomy places the organism in Eukaryota, Metazoa, Chordata, Mammalia, Artiodactyla, Delphinidae. Gene Ontology annotation, biological process: P450-containing electron transport chain. The record is from RefSeq and is a predicted model, not a curated record.
CGCGCGAGGCCUUGGCGGUGCACUGAGCAGGCCCUCGCCGGGACCGCGGGCGUCAGGCAGGCGCAGCGUCAGCCCGCCCCCAGUCUUGAAGCCUCCCUCUCGUGGCGGCUGCAGUGCGGCCUGCGUUGCCUCCCGUAGUUAUCCGACCGGCUAUGGCCGCUCGUCUCCUGCGUGUCGCCUCCGCCGCCCUCGGCGACACAGCCGGCCGGUGGCUGCUCCUCGCCGGACCCCGCGCCGGAGCCGGCGGUCUCCGGGGGAGCCGGGGGCAGGGCGGGAGCGCCAGGCCGGGCCUGGGCGGCGGCGCAGCUGCGGCGACGCGGACGCUGAGCGUGUCGGCGCGCGCGCGGAGAAGCUCAGAAGAUAAAAUAACAGUCCACUUUAUAAACCGUGAUGGUGAAACAUUAACAAGCAAAGGAAAAGUUGGUGACACUCUACUAGAUAUUGUGGUUGAAAAUAAUCUUGAUAUUGAUGGUUUUGGUGCAUGUGAGGGAACCUUGGCUUGCUCCACCUGUCACCUCAUCUUUGAACAGCACAUAUUUGAGAAAUUAGAAGCAAUCAGUGAUGAGGAGAAUGACAUGCUUGAUCUGGCAUAUGGACUAACAGAUAGAUCGCGGUUGGGCUGCCAAAUCUGUUUGACAAAGGCUAUGGACAAUAUGACUGUUCGAGUACCUGAUGCUGUGUCUGAUGCCAGAGAGUCCAUUGAUAUGGGCAUGAACUCUAAGCGAGAAUAAAUAGGAAUAUUUUCACAACAUUUUACCUAUUUUUAUAAUUAUUAUUUCUUAAUGUAAUUAAAUGAGAACAUGGAUGAAUGCA